Molecule: messenger RNA, 3348 nt
Organism: Nelumbo nucifera (sacred lotus)
Lineage: Eukaryota; Viridiplantae; Streptophyta; Magnoliopsida; Proteales; Nelumbonaceae
Molecular function (GO): protein binding
Source: RefSeq, a predicted model, not a curated record
UUGAGGACUGGGAUUCUCACACUUUCACUACUUCCCAUUCAUAUCCAUCUCUGCUAAAAUCAUUGGAUUCUCUCUCUCUAAAAGACAGAGAAACAGAGGUGCAGAUGGAAUAGCCAUGAAUCUCCAUUCCCCAAUGCCUAUAUCCAAAUAAACUACCAACCCACUGAUCCCCUUCAACUAAAAGCAACCCAAUUAGAUUCACGUCGUCAUUUGCUCCUUCAUGAACUUUCUACAGUCCCCAUGCAUGAAGCGUUACCCUUGACAGCAAUCUUGCAAAGAACUUGAGCUUCCUCUAACUGGGUGUCUUGGCAUAUACAAUGCGAGUUCCAACUGUGAUGGUUUGGAGCUUAGCCCAAGUUUUUCUCGUCGCUCUAGCACUUACAACAGCAGUUUCAGCGGUUGAUGUCUUCUCGGCGGCAUUGCUGGGACUAAAGUCGGAGUUUGUAGAUGGCUCAAACAGUUUGUCUGAUUGGUCGAUUUCCCCUUAUGGGAGCUCGGCCAAGGCAAUCUAUGCUUGUUCUUGGUCUGGAGUCACUUGUACCAAGAAUUCCAGCAUGGUUGUUGGUUUGGACCUCUCCAAGAGGAAUAUCUCUGGUGCGGUAUCUGGCAAGCAUAUCAAGCUAUUGGUUGAUCUGGUGGACCUCAACCUCAGCUACAACUCCUUCUCCGGACAUCUUCCAGUCGAAAUGUUCAAUCUCACCAACCUGAGAAGCCUGGAUAUCAGUAGAAACAAUCUCAGUGGCCGCUUCCCUGCUGGGAUUUGUGCUGUCCAACACCUGGAGGUUCUUGAUGCAUUCAGCAAUAGUUUCUCAGGUCCCCUGCCGCAGGACGUCUCACAGCUGGAGUCUCUCAAGGUACUGAACUUAGCUGGUAGUUACUUUGAGGGUCUAAUCCCAGCAGAGUAUGGGUCUUUCAAGAAAUUGGAGUUGCUGCAUCUUGCAGGAAAUUUACUGGAUGGUGAAAUCCCUUCAGAGCUGGGGAAACUCAAAACACUGACCCAUAUGGAGAUUGGCUACAACACAUACCAGGGCAAUAUCCCAUGGCAACUAGGAAAUAUGAGCAGGCUUCAGUAUCUAGACAUUGCAGGUGCAAACCUCUCUGGUCCAAUCCCAAAUCGUCUCUGCAAUCUCACCAACCUUCAAUCCCUGUUCCUGUUCAGGAACCAACUCACUGGAUCAAUCCCAUGGUGUUUUGGCAAUAUUGUGCCUCUCACAAACUUAGAUCUCUCUGACAAUCAAAUUUCUGGGCCCAUUCCAGAGAGUAUUGCAGAGUUGAGAAAUCUACGUCUGCUUAGCCUCAUGUACAAUGAUAUGAGUGGCUCUGUCCCAGAGGGAAUCGCAGAACUUCCACUCUUGGAAACACUUUUGAUAUGGAACAAUUUCUUCUCUGGACCAUUGCCACUGACCUUGGGCAGGAACUCUAAACUUAAAUGGGUUGAUGUUUCUACAAAUAGUUUCACAGGGGGGAUUCCACCAGAUUUAUGUGCAGGAGGUAUGUUGUUUAAACUUAUCCUGUUCUCAAACAAUUUUACAGGUAGGCUUCCUCAUACUCUCACAAACUGCUCUUCUCUUGUUCGUCUCCGGGUUGAAGACAACUCCCUCUCUGGUGAGAUUCCAUUGAAAUUUAGCCUUAUUCCUGAUAUCACAUAUGUAGAUAUCUCUAGUAACAUGUUUACAGGAGGGAUCCCCCAAGACAUAUUUCAAGCUUCCAAACUUCAGUACUUCAAUGUCUCUCAAAAUCCGGGCCUAGGAGGUGUAAUUCCUGCAAGCAUAUGGUCUCUUCCACUUCGAAAUUUUUCAGCAUCCUCCUGCAACAUUUCAGGCAGUUUGCCUCCAUUCGAAUCUUGCAACUCCCUUUCUGUACUUGAACUAAAUGGAAACAGAUUAUCAGGGAUUGUACCAGAUAGUGUGGCCAAUUGCCAUGUUCUUGUGAGGAUGAGUUUAGCUAACAAUAACUUGAUAGGUUAUAUACCCGCUGAGCUUGGAAAUAUUCCUACUCUCAGUGUCCUAGACCUAUCACAAAAUAAACUCAAGGGCUCCAUACCAGCCAAGUUUGGAAAUUCUUCAAGCUUAAUGCUUUUAAAUGUGUCUUUCAAUGAUAUGUCUGGCCCUGUUCCUCCAGGAAAGAAUUUCAGAUUGAUGGAUUCAAGUGCCUUUGUUGGGAACCCGCACCUAUGUGGAGAACCUCUGCAACCCUGUCCUUAUUCAAAAGAAAUUUCUGAUAUAACUCUUUUUGGAUUAGGGAGCAAAAGCAAAGAAAAGUCUGUAUGGGUUCUGUUGUUUUGUGUGGGAGUAGCUUUAAUCUUCCUAGUAUCAGCUUUGGCCAUCUUUCAUUUUCAACGAGGAAGUACAAACAAAUGAAAAAUGGUUCUGUUGCAAUAAACAUAUGUCCUAUCUUCUUUAUGAUUACUUGCCAAAUGGAAACCAGGUAAAAAUGAUGAAAAUGAAAAGAAAGCCAAUAAUUAGUGUUAUCCUGCAAUUGGUCAGCUGAACACAACUUGUGAUUGGAAUUGCAAAGGGUUUGUGCUUCCUUCACCAUUACUGUUAACCUGCAAUUGCCCAUGGAGAUCUAAAGGUAAGCAACAUAGUGUUUGAUGAAAAAUAUGGAGCCCUGCCUGACUGAUUUUGAGUUGAAAACGUUGAUACAGAUAAAAGAAGAUCCACUCCCAGAGAGCUAUUAUGAAUCAGGAACAGGUAUACUUCUGUUUGCUUGCUCUCUUGCAAAUACCAUUCCACCAUUUCAAACAAAUUCACAAAGCAUUGUCCCAACCACAUGGUGUUGGUUAUACAAGUCGUGUGUUGGUUUUCCACCUUCAAGGGUCAUAUCUUCUGUCAAAUUGUGAGUUUGUGACUCCCCAGAUCAUUUCAUACAAUAUCAACCCAGGUCAUUGCAAACAAACAUGGGCCUUUAUUAGAAGCCCCAAGUAAACCAAGUCUUUAGAAAUAUCUUACAUUCAAGAUACUUUUUGAGCUUUAAUCGAAUCAUAAAGAGGUAAAAUGAAAAGGUCACGACUUAAUUAGUUGUGUUUUGAUCAUUUCAGUUCUAAUGGCAUCCCCAGCUCAAUGCUUACAUUGAAGAAUAAAGGUUUUACUAUUUGGUUCUUAUGUCCUCCCCACUACAGGAUUAUGUUGAAAAUUAGAAGUUACUCUACUUUCUCCAAAAUAAACAAAAGGCAGGUUUUAAUUCUUUUGCCAACUAAACCUUAAAAGAGGUCAUAUUCCAUUUAUACCUUUGUAUGAAAAAACCCAACAUCAUGUUGUCCUAUAUGCUAUUAUCUUACUCUAUGGUUUGGUAUUUAUCUGAAGUUUAAAUUGUUCUAACUGUUGGAUAGUUUUGUAUGCCCUUAGC